UUUUUUUCAAUCACUUAGUCUCUCUCUACAUAUUUCUUGUCGUUCUCUAUCUUCAUUCCAACAAUGGUGCUUUCUCUAGUUUUUGUUCAUUGCCACACACUCUCUCUUUCUAUCCCUCACUCCGGAUCUCUGCGCUUGUUGUUGCCCCAGUAAUGCCCCUCCAACAAAAUUGGGGGGAGCAAUUGACACUCUAGAUCCUGUUUGGAAUUGGGAAAUGCUGAGGAAGUUCUAAAGGAGAGGAUAAGUGGGAAACAAUGCCGUAUUUUCUAUCAAACUCUUCUUUGGAGCGUCGCAAUGGUGGAAAUCGUACACAACUUUACUUGAAUGUCUAUGAUCUUACUCCUAUAAACAACUACUUGUAUUGGGUUGGACUGGGCAUCUUCCAUUCAGGAAUUGAAGUUCAUGGAUUGGAAUAUGGAUUUGGAGCCCAUGAUUUCCCAACCAGUGGGGUGUUUGAAGUGGAGCCAAAGAGUUGCCCUGGCUUCAUUUACAGGCGCUCAAUUUUCUUAGGAAGCACUGAUAUGUCUCUUUCUGAGUUUCGAACAUUCAUGGAGAACCUUGCUGGAAAAUAUCAUGGGGACACUUAUCAUCUCAUUGCAAAGAACUGUAACCAUUUCUCCGAUGAUGUUUGCAUGAAAUUGACUGGAAAGCCUAUUCCUGGUUGGGUGAAUAGACUCGCCAGAUUAGGUUCCUUCUGUAGCUGUUUGCUACCGGAAAGUAUUCAAGUUGCGGCUGUAAGAGAACUGCCUGAGAUCAAUUCAUAUUCCGAUGAUUCGGAGACAGCAUCAAUAAUUUCGAUCCAUGAUUUGGCGGAGACAGACGAGGAGGACCCUGAUCAGCACCUUCUCAACUCCCCUAACGGGGAUGUGGCAUUCUUGAGAGAGAAACCUGUCAAAUUGGCCAGGGAGCUUCUCUGACAUUUUCUACUUCUUCCUCUUCUUGGUUCUUGUAUUUUUGCCUGACCUUGAUGUUGUUGUUUAUUAGUUGGAAGUGGUUUGAAGAGUCCAUUGUUUGAGUGUGAUUCAAAGCCUCUUGUAUAUGGUCUCUCUGUAAUUAAUAUUGAAACUCUGGGUCCGUUAAAGGGCUGUUGAGUAUUUGGUCUCUCUGUAAUUUAUAUUGAAACUCUGGGUCCAUUAAAGGGAUGUUGAGUUUCUAAGUCCUUUGCUCAGCUACAUGGAUUCCACCCAUCUGUGCCAAGUGAAA
This is a messenger RNA of Amborella trichopoda, 1203 nucleotides long. RefSeq names its product deSI-like protein At4g17486. NCBI's taxonomy places the organism in Eukaryota, Viridiplantae, Streptophyta, Magnoliopsida, Amborellales, Amborellaceae. The record is from RefSeq and is a predicted model, not a curated record. Gene Ontology annotation, biological process: protein deubiquitination. Gene Ontology annotation, molecular function: deubiquitinase activity.